Messenger RNA from Rhodamnia argentea, 1238 nucleotides. Its product is annotated as photosynthetic NDH subunit of lumenal location 4, chloroplastic. The transcript has 6 exons. Gene Ontology annotation, cellular component: chloroplast. Gene Ontology annotation, molecular function: peptidyl-prolyl cis-trans isomerase activity. Bases 69 to 752 code for a protein of 227 amino acids. The record is from RefSeq and is a predicted model, not a curated record. NCBI's taxonomy places the organism in Eukaryota, Viridiplantae, Streptophyta, Magnoliopsida, Myrtales, Myrtaceae.
AUAGCAUCAUCUUCUUCAUCGCUUCUCCUCCUCCUCCUCCUUCAGAGCCUGACCAAGAGCGAGCAAAAAUGGCGAUCUCGACACUGACGCUCACCACUCCAAAACCCCACAACCCCUUGCAAUCCCUCACUUCGAAGCACUCCCCCAUUUCGAAGCCUCCUCCCUUCCCUCCUUCCUUCCCACGUCCUUGUUCCUCCCUUGCCAACCACGCGAGGGUGUGCGUGGACUCGAACUCCGCGACGAAGGCGUUCCCGUUGAACGUGGGUAUUGGGUUUUUGGCGGCGUCUGUUCUGGCUCUGUGUCCAUUGGAUGCCGGCGCGACCAGGGUCGAGUAUUACGCCACCGUUGGCGAGCCCACGUGCGAGCUCAGUUUCGCUCGCUCUGGGCUUGGUUUCUGCGACGUCGCGGUUGGUUCGGGCGAGGAGGUCCCUCGUGGUGAGCUUGUCAAUAUUCACUAUACUGCACGAUUUGCAGAUGGCAGAGUCUUUGAUAGCAGCUAUAAACGCGCUAGGCCUCUUACUAUGCGUGUUGGUGUUGGAAAGGUAAUCAAAGGACUUGACCAGGGGAUACUAGGAGGUGCUGGGGUGCCACCAAUGCAAGUCGGUGGUAAACGUAAGCUUCAGAUUCCUCCACAGUUGGCAUAUGGGCCAGAACCUGCAGGAUGCUUUUCAGGUGACUGCAACAUACCUGCCAAUGCGACUCUCGUCUAUGACAUAAAGUUGGUGGGUAUCUACUCGGGAAAUGCAAAGUGAGGCCAGUCCAAGUCCCCUGCAUUAUAAAGUAAAUAUGAGGACAUUGAAGGUGUCUUGAGGUUUAUUUUGGAAGCAAAGAAGGAAAUCUGUCCCACAAUGAUGAGAAAUGUGAUGGAGACAAUCGAUUUUUUCACAUUAACAAACAUAGAGCCUAUGUCUCUCACCUGUCACUUCUGUCCAGAAGAGAAAUAUGACGAUCCAGGCUAAUAUGUUUCUUGGCUGGCUUGGAGCCACUAACCCUCCAUCUUCAUUGCCUUGAAUGGUGCAAUUGUCAUCCUGGUUGAUACUUUGUAGUAUGCGGUACAUCUAUUCACAUGAAGAGCAACUUGAGUUUUGUAACGAAAUCAGCUUCUGCACUCUGGAUGUAUUGAAAAAUAAGUGUUAAGAUGAAAGCUUCAUGUUAAAUUGAUAUAUUUCCACGUUGACGGUCAACCCCAUAUCUGCGAGCUUAAGCGGCAGGGUUGCUCGUGUAUUAAGCAUUCUAUU